Blepharisma stoltei is the source of this 267-nucleotide messenger RNA. The record is from the annotation of a GenBank genome assembly. NCBI's taxonomy places the organism in Eukaryota, Ciliophora, Heterotrichea, Heterotrichida, Blepharismidae.
AUGUUUUGGAAGAGGUCAGAGCUUGCAAAAUUAAGAUCAAAAGGAAAAUUAUUAUAUCUACAGAGAUGCGAUAUUUUUCAAGAUACUAAUGUGUCGGAUAAAUGGCAAGGCAAAAUUAAAGAAAUUUCAUUUAAAAUAGAUGGAUAUAAAGACGAAGUUUUGGGUAUAAAGAAAAAUAUGAGCGAAGAAUUAAAAAAUAUUGGUGAAGAUUUAGGAAGAAGUUUAAAUGAAAAAUUGCAGAAUUGGAAGAAAAAGUUGAUGCUUUAA